This is a messenger RNA of Prunus persica (peach), 1508 nucleotides long. RefSeq names its product protein SHI RELATED SEQUENCE 3. The record is from RefSeq and is a predicted model, not a curated record. Gene Ontology annotation, molecular function: DNA binding; DNA-binding transcription factor activity. Gene Ontology annotation, cellular component: nucleus. The transcript has 2 exons. Gene Ontology annotation, biological process: positive regulation of DNA-templated transcription. Lineage: Eukaryota; Viridiplantae; Streptophyta; Magnoliopsida; Rosales; Rosaceae. The coding region runs from base 359 to 1063 and encodes 234 amino acids.
UCAAAAUCAGAAUCGAUGAGUGUCAAGUGCACAACAAAUGGUGCAAUCCUACUUUUCAACUCUCUGAAUCCUUUUCAAACUCCCCGAAAUUCCUACUUAUUUAGCACUUCAGAAAAGAGAGAUUAAUUUUUUUUUAAAGAGCUGCUGGCCUCACAUGAGCACACAAGUACUAAAUGACCCACAAACACAAACCCAAAACUCAAAGGCCACCCCCACCUCCCAUAAGUACACCCAUCUAUCUUUCUGCAAAAAUCAAAGAGAAAAAAAGAGAAAGAAAAGAUCAUCAAAAUUGCCAUGGAUGAGUUGAAAUGUUUAAGGGGUUGGUCUUGAUUAAUUAGCUGGCUAUGAUGAGAUUCAGAUGGUGAAGCGAGGAGGAGGAGAAGGAGGAGUGAUAAUGGCUUCAAGAUGCCAAGACUGUGGGAACCAAGCAAAGAAGGAGUGUGUGUACAUGAGAUGCAGGACUUGCUGUAAGAGCAAAGGGUUUCACUGCCAAACCCACGUCAAAAGCACUUGGGUUCCGGUCUACAGAAGACGCCAACAGCAGCUUCCUGCAGCAGCUCUUCUUUCUCAACAGCACCUUCAGCUUUAUCAUGAACAAGGACAUCAUCACCAAAACCCUAAGAGGCCAGCUGAACACCUCACCAAUCCGUCUUCCUCAACAAGGCUAGAUCAAGAGGUGAAUUUUCCAGCUGAAGUGAAUUCCAUGGCAACUUUUAAGUGUGUUCGAGUGAGCUCAGUGGAAGACAUGGUUGAUCAGCACGCUUAUCAGACAAGCGUGGUGAUCGGAGGGCAUGUAUUUAAGGGAAUUCUCUAUGAUCAAGGUCCUGAUCAUCAUCAUCAAAAUUGUUACACCACUGUAGGCCAAAGCUCCAGCUCCCAUCAUGUAUUGUUAAAUAGGAAAACUAGUAAUUUUAUUAAUGCUGCUGCAAAUACUGCUUCCACUUCAUCAGCUCCUGAUCCUCCUGCAGAUCAAUUACCACAUCAUCAUCCUCCUUCUUCAUACCCAUUGAUUCCCUUUAAUGCUUUCAUGCCUGGUACGCAAUUUUUCAUUAACCCAAAAUGAGUCUUAAUUAGGCUCUCUCUCUCUCUCUCUCUCUCUCUCUCUCUGUAAUUUGUUCUUGUGACUAAAAAAAAUAAGGAAACAUAUAAUUAAUGUAAUAAUUCUGAAUAGUUUUCUUAUGAUCUUAACCAUUUUUAGUAAUAUGUUCAGCUAAUUAUUGGAGUGUAAAUAAUUAAAGAGACUCAUGAGUUCAGAUCCCUUUCUCUUUAAAGCAAGGUACAUAGUUUCUGUUCUUGUACAUUUAAACCACAUAUUGUACUCCAAAAAUGAGAAAGAUAUAUAAAUUCAGAAAGAAGAAGCAGCUAGAUGAGCUUUAGUUAACUACUUCUUUCUCUGUUCAAAUUUCAAUGCCUAAAUUAUGUGUGAUAUAUUCUCUGUGAAAUGUUGUGUGUACAGCAGGGUUUGCAAUUUGUCUUCUUGUAUAUUUGUUUAUGGUUAAUUCUCAUCU